UUCCAAACUGCUUGUCCAUCACAUUCGGAAAAAGUUCCUGAACCAUUUCACGGUAACUCCAAAAUGUCAUUUUUGACAACGAUACAGUCAGUUUUACGGAAAAAGGCAGUGUCACCAAAAAAGGCUAAUCGUGUCUCGCUACUUGAACCACCACUUUUGGCUCUUCCGCAAAGCCCAAAACAACAAGAGGAGUACUAUGUUCUCGAUGAAUCGCUUACAAACAUGUCAUUAGAUGACGACGAGCUCCCAGCGGACAAAACUUUUUUCGAGAACGAAACAUUCGAAAUGUUUACAUCAGACACAAAUUUCCGACAAGGAAAAAACGGAAGUAGCAGAAAAAGGCCACUCAGAAAGAUGGAGAACAACGAUGAGUGUACAAAAGCGCCCAUUUCUUCGAUUCCCGUCCGUCUCUUCCAAGACGAAGCAGAAACCAUCUACUCACCUCCAGCCAAAAGAGCACCAAUUCUAAGAAAAAUCAGAUCCAAACUGUCUAUGCCACAUUUCCGCCCUCCAAGAAUUCCGCUGCUGAUGGAAGACGAUGAGAAUCCAUAUGUCACAUUCAAAAGCAAAAGCGGCUGCAGUAAAACUAAGAAGCCCGUCCUUAGCGAGAUGUCAAGACUUUGAUCGAAUAGCUUAUUUUAUAUCAAGAGAUUAUUAUGCAGAUAUUUAUGAGGCUUAAUUAUAGUUAUUUCUCCAUAUAAAGAGACCUAAGGACAUAAAUAAAUAUGUCACAACUGU
Molecule: messenger RNA, 738 nt
Organism: Cylicocyclus nassatus
Lineage: Eukaryota; Metazoa; Nematoda; Chromadorea; Rhabditida; Strongylidae
Source: the annotation of a GenBank genome assembly